Messenger RNA from Penicillium griseofulvum, 1503 nucleotides. RefSeq lists its product as uncharacterized. Gene Ontology annotation, cellular component: precatalytic spliceosome. The transcript is spliced from 4 exons. Bases 1 to 1503 code for a protein of 500 amino acids. The record is from RefSeq and is a predicted model, not a curated record. Gene Ontology annotation, molecular function: nucleic acid binding. NCBI's taxonomy places the organism in Eukaryota, Fungi, Ascomycota, Eurotiomycetes, Eurotiales, Aspergillaceae. Gene Ontology annotation, biological process: mRNA cis splicing, via spliceosome.
AUGGCUUCUGAACCCACCCCCCCUAAAGGGGGUAUGUCCUUGUAUGCCAACCUACUCAAUCCUUCUAUUGAUACGCCUGGUAUCAUUUCCCGUGCCCCAGUUGUUUUUAAGCAGUCGGAAACCGAACAUCAAUCCGAUGACGCGACCGCGGUCGCAGUCGCAGCUGCUAAGAAGCAACAACUGAAUCCUGCUUCUCUUCGGUUCCAACCUCCCAAAAGACCACAGCGUUCAGCCCAGAAGCCCAAACCGAAACACCAUUUACCCAAGGCCGUGCCACAGGUCCAGGCCUCGGCCAACCAAGCUCCAAAGACCACUUUGGCUGAUUGGACCGCCGUGGAAGAUGGUGGCUAUGAAUACACGCGGGAGAAGCGACAACGUGGUGGAAGAAAGAAGCGCAAGAAGAACGUUGAAACGCAUGCUGUCCAGAACUGGGAUGAUGUCUACGACAUUUCUCGACCUACCGCUAAACUGGUGUACCGCCCUAGUGAGGAGAAGAACGGUGAAGUCCGCGAGUGGAAGGAUCGCUUGUAUGCGCAUGUUAGAAAGCGUUCACCAAGCACAUUUUCAGAUAGCGAGGAUGAUGAUCGGCCAAAGAAGCGUAUGUUCAGUUCUUCUGCGAAUGGUGACGACCUUCAGACUAACAAGAUACUACCAGGACAAUUUGCUCCUCCCAGCAACUUUGCGCCGCCGUCAAACCUUAACGUUGUGCCACCACUAGCUUCGAUCCCCAAUGACCAAUCGGGCGAGGAUGCAUUUGCUCGACGUGCAGGAUUAGGGCAACAACUCCCCACCACGCAUCAACCUCAAACCCAGGAUUCUAACCAAAUUUCCGAAAACACACCCACCCUUCCACCACCCCCAGAAGACAUCCCAGCGCCCAAAGCCGAACUUGAAGCUGUAUUGGCUCAAGAGCAGCCGGUGGAGGAGAACGAAGGACCAGAUGAGUCCGCGCCACGAUCCCUUCGUCCCGGACAACACGGUUUCGCAGAACGACUGCUUUCGAAGUAUGGCUGGACUCGGGGAUCUGGCCUCGGUGCCACUGGUUCUGGUAUGGUGAACCCUCUGCAUGUCAAGAUUGAGAAGCGCAAGAAGCGACCAGAUUCAGAGGGUGGUGGCUUUGUCACGCCUGCUGGGCGAGGUAAAAUCAUCGGAACCAACGAGAAAAGUGAAUACGAAACUAGCAAGUUUGGCCCUAUGAGCGAAGUGGUCAUUCUCCGAGGAAUGCUUGACGGCAUGGAUCUAGAUGCCGAGAUGGAGGGAAGCAAUGAUGGUGGUUUGAUGCAGGAGAUUGGAGAGGAAUGUAAUGAGAAGUAUGGAAACGUGGAGCGAGUCUUCAUCGCUCGCGACAUCGGGACCCCAGUCCCGGUCUUUGUCAAAUUCCGCGAUCCCUUGUCUGCUCUACGGGCCGUGAACGCGCUCGAAGGCCGGAUUUUCAAUGGCAACAAAAUCGCCGCACGAUUUUUCGAGACCGAAAAAUUCGACCAGGGGAUCUACACGGACUAG